This is a messenger RNA of Phytophthora nicotianae INRA-310, 3177 nucleotides long. Its product is annotated as leucine-tRNA ligase. Gene Ontology annotation, molecular function: leucine-tRNA ligase activity; aminoacyl-tRNA deacylase activity; ATP binding. The coding region runs from base 297 to 3011 and encodes 904 amino acids. The record is from RefSeq and is a predicted model, not a curated record. The transcript is spliced from 2 exons. Gene Ontology annotation, cellular component: mitochondrion. Gene Ontology annotation, biological process: leucyl-tRNA aminoacylation; mitochondrial translation. NCBI's taxonomy places the organism in Eukaryota, Oomycota, Peronosporomycetes, Peronosporales, Peronosporaceae.
GCAAUGGAAAAAAACGACCGCCGUCGUUUCUUCGCACCUUCGAGGCUCUCGCACUGCGUGAGAUGAUGGUAGUCCACAUCGUCCAGGAAACCGGAGCGGAAGCCGCGUACCAGUCCCUCCACGUAGCCGUGUUGGAUGUUGAACGUCGUGAUGUCUCCUGCCGCCACCACCAUGGUCUUGUAUUGCGUCUGCUCACGAUAAUUAUGUUCCCUUAAAUCUUUUUCCAAACGAAAUACAUCGUUUUGACCAAUCACAACGCAGUAAUGUCUUAGCCACACGUAGCCGAUCACUUUGACAUGUUGCGCUGCCGGCUGCAUGGAUCGAUCGCGGCGCGGCGAAGCUUCGCGACUGCUGCGCCUUCACGCGCAUGGGAGCCCAUUGAGGCCAAGUGGCAAAAGCACUGGGCGCAGCAGGAGCUACAGCCGCCUUCGCCCAAUAAGAAGGAGCCGUUCUACUGCCUCUCCAUGUUCCCGUAUCCGUCAGGUCAGCUGCACAUCGGUCAUGUGCGCGUCUACACCAUCAGCGACUGUAUGGCGCGUCUUAAGCGCAUGCAGGGCUACGAUGUGCUCCACCCCAUGGGAUGGGACGCCUUUGGGCUGCCGGCCGAGAACGCGGCUAUCGAGCGCGGCAUCUCGCCUGCCGACUGGACUGUGGCUAACAUUGCACAGGCCAAGAAGCAGCUCAAGGCACUGGGCAUCCGCUUCGACUGGGAUCGCGAGGUUACGACAUGCGCGCCAGACUACUACAAGUGGACGCAGUGGAUUUUCCUGCAAAUGUUCAACAAAGGACUCGCCUACCGCAAAGAGGCGCUCGUGAACUGGGACCCCGUGGACAAGACGGUGCUCGCCAAUGAGCAGGUGGAUGCCGAAGGAAGAUCCUGGCGCUCUGGCGCUAUCGUGGAGCAGCGCUCACUCAAUCAGUGGUUCUUACGCAUCACCGAGUACGGCGACCGACUACUGGAGGACCUUGAGAAGCUGACCAAGUGGCCGGACGCCGUUAAGCGUAUGCAGUCGUCGUGGAUCGGUCGAUCAGAGGGCUCACAAGUCGAGUUUCAGGUUGUAUUGGACGCGGGUGCACAGGCCAUCCCGUUGACGGUGUUCACCACGCGCGUUGACACUGUCUUCGGCGUUAGUUUCGUCUCAAUGGCUCCUGACAGCGUCGAGGUGGAAAAGCUUCUCACUCAUGUACCGGCAGCACAGCGUCCUGCUGUCGAUGCCUACGCCGCUGAGGUACGAGCUUUGAGCAAAGACGAUCGAGGCAAAGGUGAUACGACGGCUGGAGUGUUCACGGGGCUCUAUGCACGCCACCCGCUUACGGGUCGACAUGUACCGAUUUACUUGGCUGAGUACGUGCUGGCCCAUUAUGGGACCGGUGUAGUGAUGGGUGUACCUGCGCACGAUAGCCGAGAUUUGGCCUUCGCGCGUCACCACGACCUUGAGGUGCGCUCCGUGGUAGGAAGUAGCGAUGGGGUAGAGUGCAACGAGGAUGAAGUGUUUACCGAGCGUGGAGUGUUGCGCGACAGUGGUGAGUUCUCCGGUAUGACUUCGCAAGAGGCGACUGCAGCCAUUAAUGCUCGCCUAGAAGAUAAGCGAGUUGGUGGUGCAACGACUCAGUUCCGUCUGCGUGAUUGGCUUGUGUCCCGUCAACGAUACUGGGGUACACCCGUACCGAUCAUCCACUGUCCGUCGUGUGGCCCGGUUGGUGUUCCUUCCGAGCAAUUACCUGUCCAGCUACCGCCUGUGGGUGAGGACGUGGCUGAUGAUCUGCGUGGCAAGGGGAGUAGCGACUCUCCUCUUGCGCGUAUGGCUGGCUGGAGACACUGCAAAUGCCCACGCUGUGGUGGAGAAGCCGAGCGUGACACCGACACACUUGACACGUUUGUGGACAGCUCAUGGUACUACAUGCGCUACUGUGAUGCUCGCAACGACUCUGCUGCAUUCAAACCCGAGCACGCACAGACAUGGCUGAAGCGCACGGGUGUGGAUCUUUAUAUCGGUGGCAUCGAACACGCGAUCCUACACCUGCUGUACUCACGUUUUGUGACCAAGUUCAUGUUUGACCAAGGAUUCCUAGCCACUGACGAGCCGUUCGCGCAGCUCCUGGCUCAGGGUAUGGUGCUCGGCCGCACGCACAAGUCUCCUGGUUCGCUGAGACCACUGGCACCGAACGAAUACGAAGAGCUGACGGAGGAUGGCCGCAAGAUUAUUGUUGAAAAGAAGACUGGACUACCCGUAGUGACUCAGUGGGAAAAGAUGUCCAAGUCCAAAUACAACGGCGUGGAUCCUGAGCAGAUCCGUGCCCGCCACGGUGCCGAUGUGACGCGUCUCACCGUGCUCUUUAAGGCGCCACCCGCUCACGAGCUGGAGUGGGAUGAGACUGAUCUCGCUGGUCAAUCGCGCUGGCUGGCUCGCAUUUGGACGCUUUUGGAUGGAGCGUUGGCUCACCGGCGUCGAGGUGCGAGUGUUCCAACCGAUGGAGACGACGAGAAGGAGCUUCGUCAUGAGCUGCAUGGAACGAUCAAGCGUGUAACGGAGGCACUGAAUGACUUCCAAUCGUUCAACGUUGCUAUCGCCGAGCUGAUGAAGCUGUCGAACCUGCUGGGCGAGCGUCGCACUCAGCUACAGGGCUCUGCUGCUUACGAAGAAGCUCUGAAGGCGUUGGUCCAGAUGUUGGCCCCUUUGGCUCCCCACACUGCUGCUGAAAUGUUUCAAGCUCUGCACGACGGGGACGAAGCGGUAGAUGUGCACACUUACACAUGGCCAGCUUACAACCCAGCGUUGCUUGACCGUGCUCAAGUGAAGGUAGUGCUGCAGGUGCAAGGUAAACCACGCGAUACCAUUUUGGUGGAUCCUACUUUACUGGAGUCUCGAGAUUCGGAUGCCGUUUUGGCGCUGGCACUGGCCUCUCCUGCGGUUCAACGCCAUUUGCAGGGUCGCGACGUACGUAAAGCUAUCCUAGUCUCCCCGAAGAAACAAGGUGCUCAUGGACUGCUAAACAUUGUAGCAAAAUAAACGCCUGAACUAGAAAAGCCGUUGUUUUUUACGAGCGUGUUAGAUGAGGGUAGACAUUCGUACUCUACUACGGCUAUUGUUUGAAAUCAUGUGUUCGUCCGGGGGCGCGCUUGCAGAGCUAGGGAUGCAUAUCGGUACCACUAAACACGCAUCAAAUAAAUGCAAG